AGGCAAUUGUGAGGGCAGAAUAUUCAUAUAUCGAUUAACUAUCCUGCAUCAGGUGAUUGCCAACAUAGAGAAGGCCCAGGAGAGACAGAAAGAGGCAUACAAGAGGAGGACCAAGAGGGGGACCAAGCGCUUCAGGAUCACACCAGGCAUGGAGGUCCUGAAGAAGAAUGAGAGGAAGCGUGGAAGGCAUGGUCAAACCAUGGACCCAGAUUGGCCAACUGUGUUGAGGGUUACUGAGGUUACGGACAAUAACUUUGUGCAGCUGGAGACCUUGGAUGGAAAGCCAUUGAAGACCAGGACACCCUAUGCUUCAGUGAAGCCUGUGCGAAGUAGAAGAAGAAGAUCCCAGGCUGCCUGUCCCACCAAGGAGACUGUGUCCGAUCUAUCCGAGCCAGCAGAUUCAGAGUUGGAGGAGGACUUACUAGAGGACUUGGAUGUUGUCAUCACUAGUGUCCAGCCAGGCCGGGCUUAUCUAGCUUCACUGAGCAAUAGGGUGGAGGGCUUCAGGGCCAUGCUCAGCAACCCAAGUACUUGGUUGGAUGACCGUGCUAUGGACCAUGCUCAGGCCCUGCUUAAGGCUAAGUACCCCAACGUCAACGGGCUCUACGCUACCACCUCCCUUUGCUUGCUGUCCACUUUGCCCGAGCCAGCCCAAGGGUUUGUACAGAUACUCAAUGUUUCUGCAAAUCACUGGGUUACGGUAAGUGACAUUGGCUGCCAGGGAGGUUCAGUAAACAUUUUUGACUCCCUAGGACACACCAGGACAGAGGUCUUUAUUGAACAGGUCACAGGUCUGCUUGCUUUUCCAGGGAAGAGUGUCCGACUGCAGUGGCCUGACAUACAGCAGCAGGCAGGUGGCUCAGAUUGUGGACUAUUUGCUAUUGCCAACAGUUUUGCUCUCUGCAGCGGUGAGGGUCCCAGCACAGUCCAAUACCAUCAAGGACAAAUGCGCAGUCACCUCUUUUCCUGUUUUCAGGCUGGAGAAGUGCAACUGUUCCCUAGAGCCAUGAGGUCCCCCACUGCCGAGCCAUUCGCCAUUGAUGUGGAUGUGCACUGCCUCUGCAGACGGACCAUCAGGCAAGGAAAAGCACCUCUGGUCCCAUGCAGGAGACAUCUUGGCAGGAAGAGUUUACCAUGCAGAGGCCAAAGAACACCAGGGACGUCAAGAAUCAGCAUCUUCUGGAAGUGUGGUGCAUCAACCUGAACCUGGAACAAGCUAGACCUGUCACUCAGCGCUUAUAAAUGACAUGCUAAACUGCAUUAUCACCUUUUUCAUUUUAUAUUGAAGCAUGAACAUUACAUAUAAGAUUGUUUUCAAUGUUAGUUGUUUAUCUGGGGCAAAUAAUUAAAUGUUAUUCAUAUGUGGCCUGGUGUUAGAUUAAUUGAAAUGAGACUGAGAUUGAAAGGGUUAAGUGAUGCUAUGUGUAAGGUAGUGUCAGUAUGUUGUGUUAGUGCAGUGGACAACAGUGUUAAUAUUCGACAUAGAGAAGACGGACAGGUUCAGAAAAUGAUU
This is a messenger RNA of Gadus macrocephalus (Pacific cod), 1513 nucleotides long. RefSeq lists its product as uncharacterized. Lineage: Eukaryota; Metazoa; Chordata; Actinopteri; Gadiformes; Gadidae. The transcript is spliced from 5 exons. Bases 149 to 1204 code for a protein of 351 amino acids. The record is from RefSeq and is a predicted model, not a curated record.